Cicer arietinum (chickpea) is the source of this 2858-nucleotide messenger RNA. Its product is annotated as metal-nicotianamine transporter YSL3. The record is from RefSeq and is a predicted model, not a curated record. Lineage: Eukaryota; Viridiplantae; Streptophyta; Magnoliopsida; Fabales; Fabaceae. Gene Ontology annotation, molecular function: iron-nicotianamine transmembrane transporter activity; oligopeptide transmembrane transporter activity; heme binding. Gene Ontology annotation, biological process: seed development; response to iron ion. Gene Ontology annotation, cellular component: plasma membrane.
UUCACGACUUCAAAUCACAUGAUGCUGUCGUUACCUUAAACUCCUCUCAGGUGGAGAAUACAAUUCUUCAAUUCAAGGCUUGUAAUUACUUUGUCACAAAAGUUCAACUUUCUACCGUCAAAACAAAAACUGAAGAUUGCAAGAAUCUGUGAAUUCAAUGGGAAAUAGAAGCAACGAAGAAGAAAGAGAGAUUGAGAAUCAUCGUAAUCAAGUGGUGAGAGAAGACAUUGAAGAGGUUCCAGUGGCUAUGGACGAUGAAGUUAGUAGAAUUCCACCAUGGGCGAGACAGAUAACAGUUAGGGGAUUAAUAACAAGUUUUUUUAUUGGAGUGAUUUAUAGUGUGAUUGUGAUGAAGUUGAAUCUCACUACUGGAUUAGUUCCUAAUCUCAAUGUUUCUGCUGCUUUACUUGGGUUUGUGUUUAUUCGAACUUGGACUAAGUUGCUUGCAAAAGCUAAGAUUGUUUCAACUCCUUUCACUAGACAGGAGAAUACCAUCAUUCAGACUUGUGCUGUUGCUUGCUAUAGUAUUGCGGUAGGAGGUGGUUUUGGAUCUUACCUAUUGGGGUUGAAUAGGAGGACUUAUGAGCAAGCAGGGAGUGACACAGAAGGGAACACUCCUGGUAGUACGAAGGAGCCUGCAAUUGGUUGGAUGACAGCCUUUCUCUUUGUCACUAGUUUUGUUGGACUUUUAGCCCUGGUCCCCAUUAGAAAGAUUAUGAUAAUAGACUACAAAUUAACUUAUCCAAGUGGAACUGCUACUGCUGUUCUUAUUAAUGGAUUCCAUACUCCUAAAGGAGAUGUCAUGGCCAAGAAGCAGGUUCAUGGAUUCGUGAAAUUCUUCUCGGCGAGCUUUACUUGGGCUUUCUUUCAGUGGUUCUUUACAGGCGGAGAUAAUUGUGGAUUUGUUCAGUUUCCUACUUUUGGAUUGCAAGCAUGGAGAAACUCAUUUUACUUCGAUUUCAGUAUGACUUACGUUGGAGCAGGAAUGAUUUGUUCUCAUCUUGUUAAUCUAUCGUUACUUCUCGGUGCUGUGGUUUCAUGGGGCAUUAUGUGGCCGUUAAUCAAGGGAUUAAAAGGAGAAUGGUUCCCUUCAACUAUACCAGAAAGUAGCAUGAGGAGUCUCAAUGGUUAUAAGGUUUUUAUUUCCAUUGCCUUGAUUCUUGGUGAUGGACUUUACAAUUUUCUCAAAGUUCUCUAUUUCACUGCCACAAAUAUUCAUGCCAACAUGAAAAAGAAGACUAUUAAUACAUUUACCAGUAACCAGAAACCGUUGCCUCUUGAUGAUCUCAGACGAAACGAAAUGUUUGCAAGAGAAAACAUUCCUAUAUGGUUGGCAUGUACAGGGUACAUAUUCUUCUCCGUCAUUUCUAUUGUUGUAAUCCCGUUGAUGUUCCCUCCGUUGAAGUGGUAUUUUGUCCUGUUCGCGUAUAUUUUUGCACCUUCUCUGGGCUUCUGCAAUGCUUAUGGUGCCGGCUUAACUGAUAUGAACAUGGCCUAUAACUAUGGGAAAGUGGCUCUCUUUGUGCUUGCAGCUUUAGCCGGAAAAAGUGAUGGUGUAGUUGCUGGACUUGUAGGGUGUGGCCUAAUUAAAUCUAUUGUUUCCAUUUCAUCCGAUUUGAUGCACGAUUUGAAAACUGGCCAUCUCACUUUGACUUCGCCUCGUUCGAUGCUUGUAAGCCAAGCAAUUGGUACAGCAAUAGGUUGUGUUGUUGCACCUCUCACGUUCUUUCUUUUUUACAAGGCUUUUGAUGUCGGUAAUCCAAAUGGCGAGUACAAGGCUCCAUAUGCAAUCAUAUAUAGAAACAUGGCAAUUUUGGGUGUGGAAGGUUUUUCUGCCCUUCCACAUUAUUGCUUGGAAUUAUGUUACGGAUUUUUUGCGUUCGCUAUAGUGGCUAACUUGGUGAGAGAUCUUGCUCCACAAAAGGUUGGAAGAUGGAUUCCACUUCCAAUGGCUAUGGCUGUUCCUUUUCUAGUUGGUGGUUACUUUGCCAUUGACAUGUGCAUGGGAAGUUUGAUUGUGUUUGCAUGGCAUAUACUUAAUAAAAAUGAAGCUGGUUUAAUGGUUCCUGCAAUUGCUUCUGGUUUGAUUUGUGGUGAUGGAUUAUGGAUUCUACCUUCAUCCAUUCUUGCUUUGCUAAAAGUUCGUCCCCCGAUUUGCAUGAGCUUCUUCCCAUCCAAAAAAAUUAAAAUGGCUUCAGAUCCAAAGCUUCACACUUUCGAUGAGGUGGUAAAGCAUAGCAAGACCAAAGAUUGUUGGCUUAUUCUAUCUGGAAAGGUGUAUGAUGUCACCCCUUUUAUGGAGGAUCAUCCCGGAGGUGAUGAGGUUCUGUUGUCUGCAACAGGGAAAGAUGCAACCAAUGAUUUUGAAGAUGUUGGGCACAGUGAUGCAGCUAGAGAAAUGAUGGAAAAAUACUAUAUUGGUGACAUUGAUCCAUCAACUGUUCCGCUGAAGCGUACCUACACUCCACCUCAAUCUCAGUACAAUCCCGACAAGACUUCGGAAUUUGUGAUCAAGAUUUUGCAAUUCCUGGUGCCUCUCCUGAUAUUGGGGUUAGCCUUUGUUGUCCGAAACUACACCAAGAAAGAGUAGUUUCUUCUUUAUCAUCAUCACAUUGCACCCUUGUGAAGGGUCUGCUAGCUAUUUAUAGGGGGGUCAUUUAAAGGACAGUGUUUAGUUUCUUCGUGGUUGUUUUGUUGAGCAUUGAAACUAGAUUAUAAUGUUUUCCAUGUUUCUUUGGUAAUGGUACUUUUGUCAUUAUGAAUGAGGAACCUAAUAAUGUUGGACGGUGAAUUUCAUAUCUCUUCAGACUUCAUUCAGCAUCUUUGUUUCAUUAAUAUUUUCUCAAGACUUUUUUAAA